GUCUGGGCUCAUCUUCUACCGCAAGGGCGUGCACAGGGUGGACAAGAAGACUGGCAAGGAGACGCACUACGACCUGGAGGACAGGAUCAACUUUGCGGUGUUCCCGUCGCUGCAGGGCGGCCCGCACAACCACGCCAUCGCAGCCGUGGCCGUGGCCCUCAAGCAGGCCAGCUCGCCCGCUUUCCGCCAGUACUGCGAGCAAGUGCUGAGGAACGCCAAGGCCAUGGCGCAGGCGCUGCUGCAGCGCGGGUACAAGCUCGUGUCAGGGGGAACCGAUAACCACCUGGUGCUGGUGGACCUGCGGCCCAAGGGCAUCGACGGCGCGCGGGCUGAGCGCGUACUGGAGCUCGUCUCCAUCACGGCCAACAAGAACACGUGUCCAGGGGACAGGAGCGCCCUCACGCCGGGGGGGCUGCGCCUGGGUGCCCCUGCGCUGCCCUCCCGCCACUUCCAGGAGGAUGAUUUCCAUAAGGUGGUGGCCUUCAUCGACGAGGGCAUCGCGCUGGCUCUGGACGUCAAGAGCAAGACGAGCAAGCUGCAGGACUUCAAGAACUUCCUGCUGCAGGAUGCUGAGACGCAGCGGCGCAUGGCCGACCUGCGCCAGCGCGUGGAGACCUUCGCACGCGCCUUCCCCAUGCCCGGCUUCAGCGACCGCUGAGCUGGGCGCUUCUGCCCCCC
Molecule: messenger RNA, 678 nt
Organism: Tinamus guttatus (white-throated tinamou)
Lineage: Eukaryota; Metazoa; Chordata; Aves; Tinamiformes; Tinamidae
Source: RefSeq, a predicted model, not a curated record